AUGUCGAGCGCUUCUCGUGCUCGUUCAAUUUUUAUCUUUGGCUCUCAAGGCCCGGCCAACUUUGCAGAGCAUCUGCUCAGUCUGGUUAAGCGUGGUCAAACUAAUCCGCAUCUAACAGCCUUCUUCCAACUCGUCCUCGACGCCAUUCGCACCGAGGUCCUAUCAAUCACAGACACCGCUGACCUCGCCGUCUUGCCCGAUAUCAGCAAGUUCGCAAGUCUCAAGACGCUCUGUCUCUUCCAUGAGUCGACUGGCUACCAGAAUGCUACGGUCAAUGGUAUACUCCUCGUCGUUCUGCAAGCCGCUCAGGUCAUCGCGAGGCUUGAGAGUGAAGCACAUGCUUUCUUUGACAGUACAACCCAAUUUGCUGGGUUCUGCACUGGUGCCGUCACAGCUUCCGCUCUCGCGGCGGCUGUUGAUGGCCCUUGGGACGUCAUUCGCCAGUCCAUCGAAGCGGUUCGUCUGGUCUUCUGGAUAUCCCUGUGUUCCUCACAAGUCGCUAGGGAGCACAUAUCGGCAACAGGCGUGGAAGACAGUCUGCCCUGGAGUUACGCCGUCAGCCUCACCAACAGUGGCACUGCCGCUGUCACUGUCCAUGAUAUUGAGGCAGCCAUCGACUCGUUUAACAAUGCCGUAUGCGCCGAUGAAGCACAGCAAGUCAAGAUCGUUGCUACAGCUUACGCCAUAUCGGGCGUCUCAGUCGGCGGGCCCCCUGCUCGUCUGCAGACUUUUGCAGACUGGAUCAAUGCCAAAGAUGCCGGUAUUUCAGCGCGCGCUGCUCCUUUGCGAAUCUUUUCGCCCUAUCACAACGAGGCGCUGCUUAGUGCUUCCGUUGAAGCAGUCAUGAAUCACGCGCGCAGGCGCGAGAUCAAGAUUCUUGGCGCGGGCGAUAUUGUCAGAAAGCUGGCACGGCCGGUCUAUGAUGUCGUGCGUGGCACAGUGUUGGACGCAAGUAACUUCAAUGACACAGCACUCAUACGCCUGCUCGUCGAAUCGAACUUUACAAAGUGCAAUCGCUUCGACCUGGUUGCUGAUUCAAUUGCUUCAAGCUUCGAAAAAGAACAUGGACCUGUCACGGUCAGUUGCGCUGCUCCAAGUCUGGGGCUCGGGACUUCGAUUGUCGAGUUGAUCAAAGCGAAGAAUCCUGCACUGGAAGUUGCUACCGAAGACCUGUCGUCCUCUACUGCCCGCUUCACUGCCAACAGUGAUGAAGAUGCAGAUUUUGCUUCUCCUGAAAACGAAAGCAUUGCCAUUGUGGCGAUGUCAUGCCGCCUUCCCGGCGCAAUCAUGGACCCAGACCAGUUUUGGGACUUUCUCAGGGCCGGAAAGACGGCUGUGGGCGAAAUCCCGAAGCAUCUGUUCGAUAUCGAUGACUACUAUGGCGAUGGAAUCAACCAGACACGCGUCCGCCAUAUGCAUGCACUGCCAGAAGAUGUAGUCAAGACGAUGGACCUUCGUAUCCCCAAUAUUUCGCCAAAGGAAGCAGAACAGAUGGACCCUCAGCAUCGCCUCGCCAUCCUAUGUGCGUACGAGGCACUUGAGCGGGCCGGGUAUAGUCCCAUGGCCAGUCAAAGCUUCGACAACCGUCGCGUUGCGUACUUUGCUGCCGUUACAUCAGACGACUACCGCGAAAAUGCAAUGAGCGCGCCUACGGGUAUCAGCAGCUACUUCAUCUCUGGCUGCAUUCGGGCAUUCGUUCCGGGAGCCCUUAGCUUCGCGUUAGCGCUUGAAGGGCCUUCAAACACCAUCGACUCUGGCGAGACAAGCUCCCUCGUCACCCUCGAGCAUGCUCGCCAUGCUCUCUUGGCAAAGCAAUGCGAUGUCGCGCUCGCUGGUGGAUUUUCGGUGUUGACAGCGCCGCUCAAUUUCAUCGGCAUGGACGUAGACAAUCUGUUGGCCCAUUCUGAUCGCAACACCACUUUCGACGCUGACCAUAAAGGCGUCGUGCGUGGGGACGGCGCAGUUGUCUUCGUGCUCAAGAGACUGUCCGAUGCUAUUGCCGAAGGAGACGAAGUGCUUGCGACACUUCCAGCUGUGUCCCAUCGUACGUUCGCAGACGGCAUGUCUGCUGCGGAGCAAGCGAGCUUUCUUCGUUCUGUACUUGCAUCGUCAGGGGUUCCAAAGCAAUCUAUCGUCCACGUUGAAGCUGCCGGCUACUUCAACGCAGAAGUCGAGGCUGCCGAAUUUGAUGCGCUACACGCCACACUCGGCCCAGAACCGAUGGAGGAGCGCACUCUGACCGUUGGCUCGGUCAGACCGAAUCUGGGAGCGUCCGAAGCCGCCAUGGGUAUGGUCGAAGUGAUGAAGGCUGUCUUGAUGCUUAAGCAUGAGAUCAUUCCGGGCUGCAUUGCCGUCGACAGGCUCAACCCGACCAUCAAGACCAUCGCUGAUAGCGGCAAGACGAUCAUUCCCUUCAGCGAAUGUCAAAUGCGUCUGCCUUCCAAUCAGCCCGCAACCAUCGCCGUCCAUGGCCUUGCGUUGGCAGGUAAUCAAGCAGUCGCACUCGUACAGGGACCACGGAAACUCGUCAUGGCCGAAGAUUCUUCAGACACGCGCGGCUGUCACAUCUUUUCACUCUCAGCGAAGAGUUCGGAAGCAGCGGAGCAAAUGCGAAAUAGGUUAAACGCCUACGUCACGGAGGACACGAACCUUUUACGGCUCUCCUACACAUUGAUGGCCCGACGUCUCCUCCACCCUUUCCGAAUCACGUUCACGGCCUCGACCCGAAAGGAGCUCAAAGCGAAACUCGGAUCAACUGCUGUCUUGGAGGUUCGAGAGCAGACCAAACGCUUGCAGCUCGAGAUUGUGUUCACGGAAUCGAUUACACCGGAAACAGUCCAAGCAUUGUGCAACGGGGACUGCAAUUUCCGCGAUGCCUCCGAAGCCUCCUCUCAAGUCCUCAUAUCUCUAGGGAUGGCUCAGCGAAUCAAACCGGAGCUCAAGUCGAUUGUCGCUGGCAUCCGCUCGAACCUGGCAUUACUCCCAAUGUUACAAGCUUGGGGAAUCAACGCUUCACGCGUAAUUGCGGAAGGCCGUGCAAUUCUCGUUGCUCUUGUGGCUUCCCGAGUGCUCUCUGUCCCUGAAGCUUUGUUCUUGGCUUGCUUGCUCCGUCAUCCUGCAACUGCAGAGAAGGCGCUCAGGAAAAUGUCUAGCCGCGUCUUUUCUGUCGACGUCGUCGUUUCUGGCUCCAAGUCGAUUUCUGCUGGCGCCACUUUGAGCAGCGCAAUCGAUAUCGUCAUGCGGCAGCUCUUUCAAACGAGCGAGUGUGUUGUUGAGGUGGCAGAACAGCCCCCAUCUGACCAAUUUUACACGCUUUCGCUGGGGGAGGGUAGAAACGUCUGGACGACAAUCGCAACAUGUCUUGCCAAUUUGCACUCCAGCGCGUACCCAAUCAGGUGGACGGGGUACUUUGCAACAUUCCUUCCUGGUCUGCGCUACCUCAGCGACUUGCCUUCGUACCCCUUCAGUCUCACGCGGCAUUGGAUUCAGUACACGGAUCGCAAUCUCAUCCGACCAUCCGAAGGCUCACCGCAGUCCAUCGUGAUGGAGGAGAUUCCAGAAGAUCGGUCCGACGAAAAGUCCCUUCCUUUGCCGGUAUUCCCGAUGCUUGGAAAGCUGCUGCAAUACGUCGCGCACACGCACUCGAGCAGCGGACAAUGCUCAGCCACGUACGAGGCGCCAGUGUUCGCCCAACCGAUGAUCAGCUUUAUAGAAGGACACCUUGUCAACGGCGUUGCUCUAGCACCGGCAACUCUUUGGGCCGAUCUGUGUCUAGAAGCUGCGGUUGAUGCCUCUCAGAAGUCCGGCGCUUGGGAUGAAGACAAGCUGCAGCCCGCUUUGAAGCAACUUGAAAUCAUUCGCCCCCUCACCAUCACCAAGAGCGCUGCCGAUCCGCAUGUGCUGCUCAUAAAGCUCUUGGGAAAUUUCUUCGAAGGCUCAAUGGAUAUCACCAUUUCUUCCCGAGGUCAAACCGCAACUGAAGUCAAGCAUAUGUCAGCAAAGGUUCAGAUGGCGCCAAGGCAGUCAAUUCAGUCGUCUUGGAUGAGAUUCUCCUCCUUGAUCGCGAGUCGUUACCAGACAGUGCGUGAAUCGUCAGAAGCCAACAUCAUCGGCUCGAAGCUCGCAUACUCGGCUUUUGAGACUGUGGUAGCGUACAAAGAAGGGUCCGGCUUCCGCGGCAUUCAGUCUGUUGCAAUCCUAGACAACAGCUUCGAAGCAGCUACGAUUGUUAAAAUGAGCCCCGACGCACCCAAAUCUCUCUACAUCGUUAAUCCCUGCUUCAUCGACUCUCUCGGUCAGAUCACCGGUUUCAUCUGCAACAGCACAUGUGACUCGAAGCAUGUCUACCUGGCGGAUGGGGUUGCUGCGAUGCGAUUCAGUCACCAACUCGUCAAAGCUGCCGACGCUGGUGAGACCUUGCAUGCGUAUUGUCGCAUGAUUCCACACGACAAUGGCGCAUACUUCCUCGGGGACGCAUUCUUCCUGGAUGCUAGUUUAAGUAUUGUCGGUGAGAUGGAGGGAGUGAGGUACAAGAAGUUACCUCGUGCUGUUCUUCAGCUGCUUCUUCCAAACUCCAGUAAGCCGCGGGCUACGCAAGAGCCGCAGCGCUCAACCAUACCUGCUCUAAAUGGGCCAGCACCACAAAAUAUAGGAAGCACGCGUGUCCCUCGAAUGGAUAGCAAGGUGGACAGAGUCCUCGCCUCGAUUCUGGACGCAGUGGCCAUCGAGCUUGGAGUCGAAGUUGCACAGCUCAGACCGACCACGUCGUUUGCAGAUUUGGGAUUGGACUCGCUGAUGGCAAUCGUCAUUCUGGGGUCUCUGACGAACCUGCCGGUUGAGCUGCCUCCAAGUCUUUUCCUUGAUUGCCUCACUCCGGAGGAUGUCAAGAGCUGGCUGUCCGCUCGAUUGGAAUCAUCUGCGAUGCAGUCCACUGAGACGAGCGAAGACCCUCAAGAAGCGCAAGGAGCCCACUCCGACCGUCCGGCUGCAGGAAAGGCUCAGAACGCCCUGGACAAGACUCGCCAAGUCGUAGCCACUGAGCUGGGGAUCCUUGAGGAAGAGCUUGAGGAAGAGACCGAUCUCGCCGAGCUGGGCUUGGACUCACUCAUGAGUCUUCUUGUCCUUGGCACGUUGAACGCCGAGCUAGGCAUGGAGUUGCCCCCUGGCUUGUUUAUCGACUGCACCAACCUCAAGGAACUGCGGCACUACUUCGUGAGGACAAUGGGGGAAGAUGCUCCGGCAGUUCAAAGCCAGACCGUCCCUGCAUCUGUCGCGAUCACACAGCAGGCCUUGGAUGCAGCAACAGUUGCCAACCUUCUCAAGGACGUUCGCGUCCAACAAGCCGUCCUUCUGCAAAAGUGCGACCACGGACCCAAUCUCUUUCUGUUUCCUGACGGCAGCGGGGCGGCGGCAGCGUACGCGUCGAUGCCAAAGCUCGGUACUUGUUCGCUCUACGGUCUCAACUCUCCCUUCAUGUCGGACUCGUCUUUAUGGAAAGGAGGCGUGCAGCAGUUGGCGCUCGCGUAUCUGUCAAGCAUCCGGAUGGUGCAACCACGCGGCCCGUAUUUCCUUGGAGGGUGGAGCUUCGGUGGCGUAGCUGCUUUCGAGGCUUGCAGGAUCCUCAGCGCUUCGCAGGACCCCGCUGACCGUGUCGAGCUGCUUCUCCUUCUCGACAGCCCUUCUCCGUCACGCUUUCCGCCGCUCCCAAUGAGCAUCGUCGACUGGAUUUUCUCAUCCGCCGACAUACCUACGCCGCCAACAUUGUCGAAGCGCUUGGUCAGUCACUUCCAAGCGACCGUGGACUCGCUGGAGCGUCUCGGUGUCCCCGAGCCGCUCACCGCCAAUCAACCCCAGAGGGUCGUGCUACUCACUGCUCGCCACGGUCUCAAUGUGAAGAAAGAAAUCCCAGAGGAGAACAAAACCGUCAAAUGGCUGGUCGAACCGCGUGUGGGACUCGGUCCCAAUGGCUGGGACGUUCUGCUUCCCAACAAGACGGUCUUGGUGAACGAAUUUGAUGCCAAUCACUUCACGAUGAUGCAUGAGCCAUUCGUUCAGCAGCUUGCGGCUUUGAUUGCUAAUGCUUGCAAGGGCUAG
Messenger RNA from Tilletiaria anomala UBC 951, 6093 nucleotides. RefSeq names its product ketoacyl-synt-domain-containing protein. Gene Ontology annotation, molecular function: phosphopantetheine binding; fatty acid synthase activity. The record is from RefSeq and is a predicted model, not a curated record. Lineage: Eukaryota; Fungi; Basidiomycota; Exobasidiomycetes; Georgefischeriales; Tilletiariaceae. The transcript has 6 exons. The coding region runs from base 1 to 6093 and encodes 2030 amino acids. Gene Ontology annotation, biological process: fatty acid biosynthetic process; secondary metabolite biosynthetic process.